This is a messenger RNA of Trichoderma atroviride IMI 206040, 1096 nucleotides long. RefSeq lists its product as uncharacterized. The record is from RefSeq and is a predicted model, not a curated record. Gene Ontology annotation, molecular function: hydro-lyase activity. Lineage: Eukaryota; Fungi; Ascomycota; Sordariomycetes; Hypocreales; Hypocreaceae.
AUGGAUAACAUAGCGAAAAAAGCUUCGUACUGGAUUGAGACCGAAGACUGGCACACUGCCGGUGAGCCAUUUCGUAUCGUCGACAAACUACCGGCUGGAUAUCUUCCAACCUCACCCACAGUGGCUCAGAGACGGCUCGAGAUCACGACGGCUUCAAACCACCCUCUGGAUGAGCUCCGUCGGCUGCUAUGCCAUGAGCCGCGCGGCCAUGCCGACAUGUACGGCGGCUUUAUCACGCCCCCAGACGACCAGGGCGCUCACUUUGGGGUUCUGUUCUGGCACAAGGACGGCUUUUCUACGGCUUGUGGUCACGGCACUAUCGCGCUUAGCUAUUGGGCUAUCGCUCACGGCAUUGUCAAGGUUAUUAAGCCCGAUGAAACACUCGACGUAGUGGUCGAUGUGCCUUCGGGCCGUGUAGUGGCACGGAUGGGAAUAGAGAAUGGGAAACCAGUACAUGCCGACUUUAUCAACGUGACCAGCUACCAGCUAGCAAAAUCGCUACCUUUAGCCAUCCCUUCAUGUGGGCUUGAUGUCAACGUGGAUUUGUCUUUUGGCGGCGCAGUCUAUGCUACCUUGGAUGUGGCCCAGCUUGGGAUAGAGGUUGAGCCUGAGAAUGCCGAUCGCUUCAUUCAGCUUGGUCGAGAGAUCAAGGCUUUGCUCGGCACCAGAGCUCACUACGGUCCGUACGACUGCUAUGGAGUCAUCUUUUACAGUGAAGGGGAUUGUCAGGCCGAGAGGAAUAUGAUUAAGCAACGCAACGUCACCAUCUUCGCAGACGGGCAGAUUGACCGUUCCCCAUGUGGUUCUGGGACCUGCGCGAGGUUAGCCGUUUUGUAUGCACAAGGCAAGCUGGAGCCCGGAUCUUCAAAGCUUUUACACAGCUCCAUAAUCGGCUCAAAGUUCGAGGCAGACAUUCUGUCUGAGGCGCAAAGUCCAGUAGAUGGAUUCCCGGCCUGCAUUCCACGUGUUAGGGGUCGGGCGAGUUUGGUUGGACGAAUGAAGUUUUUUAUUGACCCAGACGAUGAAAUCUACCCGGGCUUUUUGCUACGGUGAAGGAGUUACCAAACUGACCUCUUUAGUAGAGUAGAUGGAUUAG